UUUCGUGGAAGCGAUCCGGGGAACCUGUUUGUUUACAUCUGGUUGUUUUUGACACUCUCGCUUUGUCAACUGCACGUGCCGUUUAUGGUUUGAGUUUCUUGCUACCGGUUUCAGAGAUAUUUCGGAAAAAUGGGUGGAAAUUCGAGAAAAUUUAAGAAAGCGGAAAAAUCGAAGAUUAAACUGAAAGGUGCGGUACUGCCGAAGGGCACCAACGUUACGAAAACCAACUUCAAAGUCCGGAAGAUCGUGUUGCCGGAUCAGCUGAAGCAGCGCAACCUCACACAGGCGGCGGUGCUCUCGAACAAGAGCCUCACGCUGAAAGAUUGCCUGGCCAAAUUGCGGCAGAAUAACGCUUCCUCAAAAACCGAGGGUCUGCGGGGAGUGCGUGAGAUUCUCGGCAAAAUGCCUUCCGAGGUGCAGAGUAUGCUGAGCAACGUGAUCCGGGAUGUCACCAGUCUGGCGGUCGACCUGGAGCGCGAUGUGCGCCGAGAUUGUUACAAAACGCUCGGCUGCAUUCUGGUAGCUUGUGGUCCAACGGGAGCAGUGCCCUUUUUCGAUCUCCUGCUAUCGUUCCUGCGAUGUGCAAUGACGCAUAUUCAGGCCCGCAUUCAGGAGGAUUCGUUGCUGCUAUUGGAUGUCCUGCUGCAGCACUCACCGGCGCUGAUAUUGACGAACCGCGAUAAAAUAUUGCCUCAGUUUCUGGACAUGAUCUCAAAGCUACGCGCAGAAAAUAAGCCGGGCCGAACACUGACUAUCAACCUAGAUCGCCAGUCUACGAGUACUCGUUGGCGAGCAAAUGUACUAAUGCGCUUGACGGCCAUACUUAAGAUUCUGCUGGAAAGUAAAGUCGCUAAAGAUUGUCCCGCGGAGGCAAACGUUGGCGAAUCAGAGGCAGCCGAAGCAGCCGACCUUGACAAUCCAUUUGCUUCUGCUGUCGCCGAGCAACAGCUACGGAAGGGACCACAGCUGAAUCAUGUCUUCGACGGGAAUGGCCCAAUGUUUCUGCCACUUAUCAAGAGCCAUCUCUGUACAACAUGUCCGAUGGAUGUACUAUUUCGCAAAACGGCAGAAAAGGAUAGCGGGCUAUCACUGAGCGAACGCGUAGACGAUGGACAGAAGAUGAAGAUGUACAUCGAAAUGCUGAUACCGUUGCUGUUCGAAUCCUGGCUGGAAGUGCGUCCACCGGUUAACGAGGCAGUCGAAGAGCAUGCUCUUUCACAAGAGGCUGCAUCGACGCUGGAUCUGCUGCUAACUAUCUUCAUACAGUUAUGGAAGCUGACGGUGCAGUACUGUGCUGAGACGAACAACAAUGACCUCAAGCAAUGGUUCCGCGGCCAGUACAGCGCAAACUUUGCCAGCCACAUCCUAAAGGGCUUCCCUUACUAUCAGAGCGGCUCUCAGACCCAGACCCAACCGAAGAAAGCACGUACCACCAGCGAACCAGUCCUGGAAAGGGUUGAUGAUAAAUGCUACAAGCAGAACUUUAACAUAUGCUUCUUCUUCUGCUGCCUGAACGAGCAGUUCCGUAGCAUCCGGAAACGAAAGUCAGAUACCGGGUAUACUCGCGUAGUUGAGUAUGUAAAGAGUUGCGUGUUGAACUGGAAGUUCCGGGGCGUUGAGGCCACCAACCUUUUGCUGCAAGUGUUGCGUUUCAUUCUACUCGAUGCAGACAGCACAACGGUGAACGAGGAAACACGAGCACUACUGAACACGCUGCUAGAGGUGUACAUUACGGCCAGGCUACCGCAGGACAUUCGCAAUCGUAUACUGGUGCUGUUCUGUGACAUCAUCGUGCGUAGUGAUACCCUUUGGCGGCAAUAUGGCAAGGAAUUGUUCACACUGUGGCUGAAGAUGCUUCCGAAUUUGCUGUGCAAACCGACGAUCGAUAUGGUGGUGUUGCGUGCCCUGCUGUGUCUCGCACAACGGAACAACGCUGCCUUUCUCGAUGUCCUAGAGGCGAAUGCCAAGCAAAUUGUUGCCAAUGCCGGUACGAUUCGUGUCACCAACGAACGUGAACCAGGCGAAGGCAGGGCCCUGAUUUGCAACUUGAUUUUCUACAUCAGGGACCGAAGUUUAUUGCAAGAACUGCUUGCAGUUGAUUGCGCAAAGGUGGCAGACCGGUCGGUACGUGAACAAUUGCUAAGUACCGUGGAGAUGAGAUGUGAGAUGUUGAAAUAAAUAGCGCCCCAUUAUAUGUGCCUCAUCAUCAAUAAAAUUACGAAAU
Molecule: messenger RNA, 2224 nt
Organism: Anopheles darlingi
Lineage: Eukaryota; Metazoa; Arthropoda; Insecta; Diptera; Culicidae
Product: testis-expressed protein 10 homolog
Exons: 2
Coding region: 130-2178 (682 amino acids)
Cellular component (GO): MLL1 complex; nucleus
Source: RefSeq, a predicted model, not a curated record